Molecule: messenger RNA, 3127 nt
Organism: Cololabis saira (Pacific saury)
Lineage: Eukaryota; Metazoa; Chordata; Actinopteri; Beloniformes; Belonidae
Exons: 3
Coding region: 2-781 (259 amino acids)
Source: RefSeq, a predicted model, not a curated record
AAUGGCGUAUAGCGGAGUAGCAGCACCAGUGAACAACUGCUGUCGGUUUUGCAGCAAAAACCUGAUGAGCCACGGCGCUCUUAGUAAUUCCGCAAAUAUUUUUUUACGACGUAGUCAGGAAAGGUCCGUUUUUGAGAGGCUUUCGGCUCUCGGUUUGACGAUAAGAAACGUCAAGGAAAAGUCGAUGCGGACGUGCAAGAGUUGUGUAAAUGUGAUCGGACGACUGGAACGAGACAUGGUAUCAUUUAAAAGAUGGCAACUAGAAGAAGAAGCUGAAGAAACAGACGAAAUUGCAACAACAUCAGCUUCAUCUCCAUUAAAAAGUGAAACAAGAGAGCACUCAAUAUCAGAAACACCGAGGGCAGUGGAGACGGUUCUCCAUAACCGUGAAACUCCCACCCAGGUGUCAGCGCAGCGGAGCAUUACACAGGAAUGUCGUAUGAAUGCCAAUUGUCAAGUAAUGCCAAUCGUAAGACAUGUGGCCUCUCAGACGGAUACCCCAGACUUUGGAUUCCCCAAGAUGAGAUCAGUCGGCACGCAGCUGUCCAUGAAAACUUUGCAAAAUCACGUCCGAAGUACAGCAACCCAGGUGAAAAUGUCCAGCAGAGACUGCGGCGUGUGCACCAUCACCCUCCCCCUGAAUAGUCGAUUGCUGUUUCUACAACCGACCCUGGUAAAGAGACCGUCCAAAAGACCUCGACUCAGUGUUCCAGACGAGGAAGAAGGCCCAUCAGAUAGGAGCAUAUCUACAGUAGUUCACAAAUCAGAGGAUUCAACAUGAAGGUGUUUGUGGUUUAGCAUUUGUAUUUCUUUUACCUUUUCAGCAAUUUCUUCUUGGAAAGGAGCUUGUGAAUGACAGACCGAAACAAACAGCAUAUAUCAAUAAACUGUUUUUCCGUGGUGCUGGGAAGGACUUUAUGCCUAGCUCCAAAUCAGCAAAAUUGCACAAAAAAGCUUCUCAAACAGUUGCAUCUUUUACUAGAUGCACGUGGUGCAGCUUCACCAAAAAAGAGUAAAGAGCUCUUUCUGUAAAGUGUUUAAUUUACCCAAUUAUGCUCCCCUCCUUGUUGGGAAUAAUUCAAAACACCCUGGUUCUCAGAGGAAAAAAACACUAUCGACAAAGAUGCUGGCUUCAGAUCAGCUGAGUUGCAGAACUGCUACAUUUGUGUAAUCACACUGCCAGCCAAAACACCAUGUGUUUUUUGAUAAUGGCCACAAAUGCAGAGACAUGUGUAAUGUAAUGUUGAUAGGAUUGAGAUAUGUGAAGAGAAUUAGCAGUUGCAAGUUAAGAUCAGUCACGUGCAGCUGCUGAUUAAAAACAAAAAAACAUCACAGCAGAUAAGCACUUAACAUCAGUGAUGCAUUAGGGGAGAAAGUAGGUUGGAGCGUUCCUGAACUAAAUUCCAGAGCUGAUGCUUGUAAAAUAAUUUAAAUAAAUAAAAAGCACUAUGCCAAAACACUACAUUAAACACGGUUGGAGCCAUGGCCGAGGCAAGCUGGACAGUGUGUGUGUGUGUGCGUGCAAGCAAGCUCCAGUCUGUCAACAUGAGAGCAAGAAUGAAAAUCUUAGUGUUUUAUACACACACACAACUGGUAAGAAACUGGCUUAAUGCCAGGAAUGCAGUGAACUAGGAUUUUGGAGUGUGUCAAGUGCCAAGAAAUGAUGUUACCUGCUUUAAAGGUGCCUGGAUGCCAAAUUAUUUACAGUCUAAUGGGUUGGGAAACCACCUUAACCUUUUCAAGUUCUCAUGUUUCCUCAAUAUUCCUUCUGAUAUACUGUAUAGAGGUCCAUGCUUUCAAAUCCCAGACUCACCAGAAAAAAGAAGGUAUGCAUAAAGCAACUGCCUUUUGAAGUGUCCUUUUCCAACAAAUGUUCAGCUGCUCCAUUAAAGUUAAUACAAAUAAUGGACUUUGAUUGUUUUUAGGCAGCUAAUUCUUGUAUCUGUUCAUGAUUUUAUAAAAGGGCCUGUUUCUUAUCUGUAUGACUGAAGGUUUAGAUGGUUGUCGUUUUUUUAAACUGUCUUCAGGUUUUACAUUAUUUUCCUUAAAGCUGUAAAAUUUUACUUCUGCAAGAAGUACAUAGUGAUGAUGAAUAUCUUAAUCUCCAACAGAAACAAUCACAUAUAUAGAUUAUGUGGUAAUACCCAUAACUGCUACACAACAUUGUAAUAAGAAUGGAGGUAGACUUGGCUAAACAGUUGGCCUGCAUCAAGACUGACUGGUGUCCACUGGUAAAAUAUUAGCCAUCUUUUCAAGGUUUGAUUCUCUUGGUAUGACUUAACUCUGCUCUACUUUGCUUUCCACUCCCGAUUCUGUUUCCUCAGAUGUUUAUUACUUUGCUAUACAUUGAUCUGGUUUAUAUACAACACUAAACUACUCUGGUUGUUGAUCGGUACUAUGAGUUUAGUGUCCAGCUCUGAAUACAUUUAUUUUGAGUAAACUGGAUUACAAAGCUUGGCACUGAUCAGAGAAGAAAAACAACCACAGGCUAAAUCUGUUCUCUCAUUUUAAAAAGUGAGCUCUUUGAUUUGUUAGUGAACAUUGAUAUGCUACCUGUACGUACAUCUGUGUGAUGUUUGUUUAGUAAUGCGUUUCCAUAGAUGUGCAGCCUGAGUUGGCUGCAGUUAACUUGGGGUGUUGGGGUGUGUGGGAGUUUGCAAGGCUUUGUCAUUUCCACAGAAGAAAGUUCUGACUAUUCAACGCUCUGCAUUGUUUUCAUGUCGUUGUCAUCUCAGCUUGUCCUGGAUAUUAUGUUGGUAACUGUUGGUAACAAGUACUAUCUGUAGUGGAAAACCAAGACAAAUACAGAAAAGUUGAGACAAACCAUGCUAAAUUGAAAAAUAGUUUCAUAAAGGUUGCAGGUUCAUUCACAUUUUAUUUUUAUAAAAAAAAAUAUGUAUAAAACUGUUGUAAUAAAACAAAGUCCUGUUUUACUAAUUAUGACUGAUUGAUUUAGAGAUGUUCUGAAUUGUUUUGUUUCUGAUACCUAACCUUUGGGUACUGGCUGCUGGUGAGUACUGUCCUGAAACCAAUAUCUUUUGUUUCUAUUUAUUAUUUUGUAUUAUCCCAUUUAUUUUUUUAAACACCAUACUACUUUUUAUUGCACAACACAAAAUAAAGAAUAAUU